AUAUCAAAGGCUGCAUUGUGCAUUGAGCAGGCCUCGGUCCCUCGUGUGCCAGGGAGGAGGCGGGAGGAGGGACACCGUUGGGAGGCUGUCCCUUGCAGCACUCUUCUGGCCGGUGUUCUCAAGGGCCUCGGCCGGGGUAGGAUGGUAUACACAUGGGUGGCUGCUUCUGCAUCCCCAGGGAGCGGAGUCUGACCCGGGGCCCAGGUAAAGAAACUCCUUCCAAGGAUCCAACUAUAUCGAGUGAGUGUACAGCCUCAUCUGAAUACAAGGAAAAAUGUUUUCUACCACAGAACAUGAAUCCAGACCUGACACUCUCCUUCUGUGUAAAGAGCCGCUCCAGGAGGUGUGUAAACGGACCCUUGCAGGAAGCUGCUCGGAGGCGGCUCUGGGCGCUGGAGAAUGAGGACCAGGAGGUGCGCAUGCUGUUUAAGGACCUCUCAGCAAGGUUGGUCAGUAUCCAGUCUCAGAGGUCCCAGUUUCUCAUCACCUUCAAGACCAUGGAGGAAAUUUGGAAGUUCUCCACGUACCUUAAUUUAGGCUAUGUAUCCGUGUGUCUGGAACAUCUCCUCUUUGACCACAAAUACUGGCUCAACUGCAUAUUGGUGGAGGAUACGGAGAUCCAAGUGUCUGUAGAUGAUAAACACCUGGAAACAAUAUACUUGGGACUCCUGAUACAGGAAGGCCACUUCUUCUGCAGAGCCCUGUGCUCUGUGACUCCACCAGCUGAGAAGGAAGGGGAGUGCUUGACACUUUGCAAGAAUGAGUUAAUCUCAGUGAAGAUGGCAGAAGCAGGGUCCGAGCUGGAAGGCGUGUCCUUGGUGACAGGUCAGCGGGGCCUGGUACUGGUGUCAGCCUUGGAGCCUCUGCCUCUCCCUUUCCACCAGUGGUUCCUAAAGAAUUAUCCAGGAAGCUGUGGCCUUUCCAGGAAGAGGGAUUGGACAGGCUCCUAUCAGAUUGGCAGAGGACGCUGUAAGGCCAUGAAGAGUUAUGAGCCAGAAGAAAAGGAUGAACUGAGUUUCUACCAGGGAGAAAGCAUUGAAAUCAUUGGCUUUGUCAUACCUGGGCUUCAGUGGUUCAUUGGAAAGUCGACGAGUUCAGGACAAAUGGGCUUUGUCCCCACCAGGAACAUAGAUCCUGAUUCUUAUUCCCCAAUGAGCAGGAACUUUGCCUUUUUCAGUGAUGAGGAGAGAUGCUCCCUGUUGGCCCUGGGAAGUGAUAAGCAGACUGAAUGUUGCAGCUUCCUCCACACUCUUGCUCGCACUGACAUCACAUCUGUAUACCGGCUCAGUGGGUUUGAAUCCAUCCAGAAUCCUCCAAAUGAUCUGAGUGCAUCCCAGCCCGAAGGCUUCAAGGAGGUCAGGCCUGGCAGAGCCUGGGAGGAGCAUCAGGCCGUGGGCUCCAGACAGUCCAGCAGCUCUGAGGACUCCAGCCUGGAGGAGGAGCUCCUCUCGGCCACCUCAGACAGCUAUCACCUGCCGGAGCCCGAUGACCUUGAUGACCCGGAACUGCUCAUGGACCUAAGCACUGAUCAGGAGGAGGAGGCUGAGAACUUCACCCCCAUAUUGGCUUUUCUGGAUCAUGAGGGUUAUGCCGACCACUUUAAGAGUCUCUAUGACUUCUCCUUCUCUUUCCUCACUUCUUCCUUUUAUAGCUUCUCUGAGGAGGAUGAGUUUGUGGCCUACCUGGAGGCAUCAAGAAAGUGGGCCAAGAAGAGCCACAUGACCUGGGCCCAUGCCCGGCUCUGCUUCCUCCUGGGCCGGCUGAGCGUCAGGAAGGUCAAACUCUCUCAGGCCAGGGUGUACUUUGAGGAGGCCAUCCACAUUCUCAAUGGAGCAUUUGAGGACCUAUGCUUGGUGGCCGCUCUGUACAUCAAUUUGGCUGCCAUCUACCUGAAGCAGAGGCUGAGACAUAAAGGCUCCACCCUGUUGGAAAAGGCAGGUGCCCUGCUGGCCUGCCUGCCUGACCGUGAGUCUAGUGCCAAGCAUGAACUUGACGUAGUGGCCUACGUGCUGCGCCAGGGGAUCGUGGUGGGCAGCAGCCCGCUGGAGGCCAGGGCCUGCUUUCUGGCCAUCCGCUUGCUCCUGAGCCUAGGCCGGCACGAGGAAGUCCUGCCCUUCGCCGAGCGCCUGCAGCUCCUCUCUGGACACCCUCCUGCCUCUGAGGCUGUGGCUAGUGUUCUGAGUUUUCUGUAUGACAAAAAAUAUCUUCCACACCUUGCAGUGGCCUCCGUCCAGCAACAUGGUAUCCAGAGUGCCCAAGGGAUGUCUCUUCCUAUUUGGCAGGUCCACCUGGUCCUCCAGAACACAACCAAGCUCCUUGGCGUUCCCUCCCCAGGCUGGGGUGAAGUUUCUGCCUUGGCCUGCCCAAUGCUCAGACAGGCCCUGGCUGCCUGUGAGGAACUAGCAGACCGGAGCACCCAGAGGGCCCUGUGUCUCAUCCUUUCCAAAGUGUACCUCCAGCACAGGUCUCCUGACGGUGCCAUCCACUACCUGAGCCAGGCCUUGGUGCUAGGGCAGCUGCUCGGUGAGCAGGAAUCCUUUGAGUCUUCUCUCUGCCUGGCGUGGGCCUAUCUCUUAGCCAGCCAGGCCAAGAAGGCUUUGGAUGUGCUUGAGCCACUGCUAGGCUCCCUGAAGGAGACAGAGAGUCUCACUCAAAGGGGAGUCGUCUAUAAUCUCCUGGGACUUGCACUCCAAGGUGAAGGCCGGGUGAACAGGGCAGCCAAGAGCUAUCUUCGGGCCUUGAACAGAGCCCAGGAGGUGGGAGAUGUGCGUAACCAGGCAGUGGCUAUGGCCAAUCUUGGCCACCUAAGCCUUAAGUCCUGGGCUCAGCAUCCAGCCAGAAACUAUCUCCUGCAGACUGUACGACUCUAUUGUGAACUUCAGGCCAGUAAGGAGACAGACAUGGAAUUAGUACAGGUGUUUCUCUGGUUGGCCCAAGUUCUGGUGUCUGGACACCAGCUGACCCAUGGCCUUCUUUGUUAUGAAACGGCAUUGCUGUUUGGCUUAAGGCAUCGACACCUAAAGAGUCAGCUUCAGGCCACCAAAUCCCUCUGCCAUUUCUACAGCUCUGUGUCCCCAAAUCCUGAGGCAUGUAUCACCUACCACGAGCACUGGCUGGCCCUGGCUCAGCAACUCAGGGACCGGGAGAUGGAAGGGAGGCUGCUGGAGUCCCUAGGGCAGCUUUAUCGGAACCUCAACACCGCCAGGUCUCUCAGGAGGUCACUCACAUGCAUCAAGGAGAGCCUGCGUAUCUUCAUUGACCUGGGGGAGAGAGACAAGGCUGCCGAGGCCUGGCUUGGGGCGGGGCGACUCCACUACCUCAUGCAGGAAGACGAGCUGGUGGAGCUGUACCUGCAGGCAGCCAUCCAGACAGCCCUGAAGUCAGAGGAGCCUUUACUGGCUCUCAAACUUUAUGAAGAAGCAGGUGAUGUGUUCUUCAAUGGGACCCGCCACAGGCAUCAUGCAGUAGAGUACUACAGAGCUGGAGCUGUUCCUUUAGCAAGGAGGUUGAAGGCGGUGAGAACUGAGCUCCGGAUUUUCAACAAGCUGACAGAGCUGCAGAUCAGCCUCGAAGGCUAUGAGAAGGCUUUGGAAUUUGCCACCCUGGCCGCCAGGCUCAGCACAGUCACAGGAGAUCGGAGGCAGGAGCUGGUGGCCUUUCACCGCCUGGCUACAGUGUACUACUCCCUGCACAUGUAUGAGAUGGCUGAGGACUGCUACCUGAAGACCCUGUCCCUCUGUCCACCCUGGCUGCAGAGUCCCAAGGAGGCCCUGUACUAUGCCAAGGUGUAUUAUCGCCUGGGCCGACUCACCUUCUGCCAGCUGAAGGAUGCCCAUGAUGCCACUGAGUACUUCCUGCUGGCCCUGGCAGCAGCGGUCCUGCUGGGUGACGACGAGCUUCAGGACACCAUUAGGAGCAGGCUGGACAACAUCUGCCAGAGCCCCCUGUGGCACAGCAGCCCCUCUGGGUGCUCCUCAGAGAGGGCACGGUGGCUGAGUGGCGGUGGCCUGGCCCUCUGAGAAAAGCUGUCCUGUCUCUGGACAUUUGGCAUGGCCAGACUCUGACCCCACUGCCCUAGGCUCUUAAAUACGCAUUGGGAGGGUCCGAGUCAUUACCUGGCCCAGCCCCCUCAUUUUACAAUGAGAAGAAUGAAGUCUGGAAGGCUCAUUGCAGGUCACAGAAAGAUUUGCUGGUGCAGCGAUGAGAAUUCCUGGUUCCAAGCUUUGCAUCUGGAGUCUUUACCAGUUGACUGUUGCCUUCCACACAAACAGCCUCUGAAAAGCACUUUCUCCAUACAUAAUUCUGGAGAAGAUGAGGAAUCUUGCCCUCCAGGAACCUUCCUUCCUCCCCCAGUGAGGAAAUCAGUCACUGCACUGGUGCAAAGCCAAGCCGAUUGGAAUUUGUGCUCUUCACCAAUUUUCUCAGGGAAAGACCCCUUCCGCUUGCCAGCAGAGGAACCUGUAGUUUUUUCCAUUUCUUUCUUCAGAACCAAAGUGUGUAUCACUCCUCAUGCUCACAGAGAUGGGCAGGAGAGAAUUCACCAGGCUCUUAGCUCAAAAGACACAGCCUCAGAAUGGCCAGAUGGAUAGCACGAAACCCGACUUGGAUUCACUAUCUUCCUCCUGCCAUAAGGCUGUGCUCCCACAUAACAAGCUCCAGGGAAGCUUUCUAAGAGCCAAGGCUUGGAAAUUGAGUGUUAAGAAAAUUAUGGCAUAAAUUACAUAUAAAUAGUAUAUAUGAUUAAAUAUUGUCCAGUUACAUUUACACACACAUUUUUUCUCAUCCACAAUGGGGACAGAUGAGAUGGAGGACUUGAAGGAUGGGUGAGAAUACCAAGACAUGUCAUUUUUUUUUUUUUUUUUUUUUGAGACAGUGUCUCCUCUGUUGCCCAGGUUGGAGUUCAGUGGUACAGUCAGGGCUCACUACAACCUCAGACUCUGGGGCUCAAGUGAUCCUCCAGUGUCAACCUCCUGAGUAGCUGGAACUACAGGCAUGUGCCACCACACCCAACUACAGGGCAUCUUGUUGAUUUCAGGGUAGCUGCUUUGCAAAGCAUCUCUAUUAAUGACCUAUCACUGCAUAGCACACUGAGUGGCCUGAAAUGCUUAUAAUCUCAUGGUUUCUGCAGGGCAGGAAUCCAAGCAUGACUUAGCUGAGUCCUCUGGCUUAGGGUGGUUCACAGGCUACAAUCAGCCAGGGCUGCAGUUAUCUCAACUUUAACUAGAGAAGGAUGGGCUUCCCAGCUCACCCACAGAGUUGUUGUUAGGAGUCAGUUUUUUGGCUAGCUGUUGGCCAGAGGCUUCCUGCAGCCACUUGCCACGUGGGCCUCUCUGCGGGGCAGUCACAACAUGGCACCAUGCUUCACUAGAGGGAGCAAACAAGAGGAGCAAGAACCAGAGUGAGCAGGAGAGAAGGAAGUCACUGUCUUUCCAUAACCUAAUCACAGAAGUGACAUCUCCUUAGUCUUGCCUAUUCAAUUCAUAAUAAGUGAGUCACUAGGUCCAGCUCCCACAAGAGGAGGGUGUUUAUCAACAGCUUGAAUACCAAAUGGUGAGGAAUCACUGGGGAUCAUUUCAGAAGUGACCUACCACAGUAUCUGAGUUCUUUGAUAACGAAAUCAGGAAUUCUCUAAGAUAGCGAACUGAAAAUAUGGUCCACUAACCAGCAGCAUCAGCAUCACCUGUGAGAUUGAAAUGAAAAUCUGCAGCCCCACCUAUGGUCUCUGAAUCAGAAUCUCUGGAUCCCAGAACCCUGGCUUGUGCAAGCUUUCCUGGUGGUUUUAAUGCACCCUGAAAUAUGGGAAGCACCACUGCAGGGUAAGAACCCUCAGAUAGUGUGCAUACCUAUUACCUGGUAAGGUUGUUGAACAUGAACUUCCUGGUUUCUAUGUCUAAUUCUGAUUCAGUAUAUCUGGGAUAUAUCCCAGGAACAUGCAUUUUAUCAAGCAACUCAAGCAAGCCUGGUGCAGGUGGUUCACCCUUGCUCCUUGUGUGAACCACAAGGAGACCAGACAUAAUUCCCUGCAUCUGAUGCCCAUCAGUUUAGCUUUUAUUAUCAGACCAUCUGCCCUUAAUUUCUAGCUUCUUGGACUGACCAGAUGGUUAGUUAUAUGGCAGGGUGAGAUGGGAGUGGUGAGUUGAGCCACGAUUGUAUCUUCUAGUCAUCAAGGUUAUCUACGUAUUGGCACAUAUUUUCUCUUAGAGAUGUGGUUGGUUGUCGAAAGGCUGUCUACUCUAGAGAGUAUUCCCAGGAAGGAGAAGCUUCUAAUUGUCUAAUUAGUAAAAUUAUCUAAUCCACUACCAUGCAGAAUAGAUGCGGUUUUGCCCCUACCACAAGCUGUAAAAGCCCCAAGCUGGGAGGGAUGUUGUGGUUGAGACUAUCCAGUCUAAUCUCCCAUGCAUAGUCCUUUCAACAACAUUCCUGGGAGACAGUCAGGGGCACACGCAUUCCAGAACAGUUACACAUCGUAUAUUUGAAGAAGGCUCACACAGCCCUGGAAACCAUGCCAUUGGCCAUUCCCUAUCUGACUCAGGUUACAGAUCCCCUCCCUUUUCCCACUGACCACUCACUCUCCUCUGGCCAGAUUUGUUUCUGUUUCUCUGAAAGAGCGAUUUCCAUAACUGCACCAGGCUUUUGACAUUGGCUGGUGGGUGAAGAGUACAGAGGGAUGUUACUAUACUUAAUUUGAUUCUUCCUCUCCCCAGCAACCACAUCUGUCCUUGGCUUCCAUUGAGCUAUAUAAUUAAUGGAAACUUCUGUGUCUUCUGACUUGAACUUCUAUUUGGACAGAUCUUUCUCAACUGCUGCAAAUAUACAUAUGCAUUUGCAUAUGCAUACACAUACACACAUAUGUGAAGAGCAUUGUGUCUAUUCAUGUUACAUUUCACUGGAGAUUUUAGCUAAAAUUCCCCGAUUCUGUGCACUUUGAUUUACCUGUAAAUCUGAUGAAUUUACCUGUAUCCAGGUCAGUUAUCAAAAUGUUCAGCAUGUUUCCAAAGACAAGGGUAAGACUAUAUUUUUUUAAAAAUAAGAAAAACAUUGUGUGAUAUCAUUGCAAUUACUACAUUCUAUAUGUAAAUCUCUUGCUAAAACUCUUUUAAAAAGUGUUUAAAGAUUUCAUUUUUAAAAUGUGAGCCAACUAUUCCCUUUGGAAACAUGUUGAUGCUACCUUUUUUUCAUGAUCCGCAGAGAGUAAAGUGGUGAUUGGAUCUGGUCUCUACUUAAACAUUGUAAAAAAAAAAAGUGUAUCGUAGCCAAAGAUGAUCUAGUUACCCUCUUUAUUCUAAUUGUUCCCUCAAAACUUAUAUGGGCUGUGUGGCUGCUGGCUCCUUACAUCUAAUUUAAAUAAAGAACAAGGAGGGCAUUGCAACA
Molecule: messenger RNA, 7371 nt
Organism: Mandrillus leucophaeus (drill)
Lineage: Eukaryota; Metazoa; Chordata; Mammalia; Primates; Cercopithecidae
Gene: SH3TC2
Product: SH3 domain and tetratricopeptide repeats 2
Exons: 17
Coding region: 153-4019 (1288 amino acids)
Biological process (GO): regulation of ERBB signaling pathway; regulation of intracellular protein transport
Cellular component (GO): recycling endosome
Molecular function (GO): protein binding
Source: RefSeq, a predicted model, not a curated record